Messenger RNA from Microthlaspi erraticum, 804 nucleotides. NCBI's taxonomy places the organism in Eukaryota, Viridiplantae, Streptophyta, Magnoliopsida, Brassicales, Brassicaceae. The record is from the annotation of a GenBank genome assembly.
AUGGACACCCAAACCCUUGAUCUUCUCAAGAUAAGAGAUGAUGUCACAUGGUACAUAAGGAAGCUAGGCUUGAGCAAGCUCUUCAAGCUAGAGUGUAGCGAUGCCAAUGGGCGCAUCUCCAUCUCAGCUCUAUGCCAACUCUUUGGACUUCCCAAUGAGACAGCACAUGACUUCAAGGAGAACUCAAAGAGGAAACAAGCUGCCUUUGCUGAUUGGACACACUUUGCCAAUGAACCAUUCUUGCCUUCAAGAUCAAAGGUGUCUAGAAUCACUCAUCCAGCCAUUCGCUAUGUGCACCGCCUCAUCUCCACCACUUUCCAAUGCAAACAAGAAGCCAACAAGACAUUCAUCAAUGUGAGGAAGCUAGCUAAAGACUUGGAAGGCAACAAGAAGCUUUGUGUUCGUUUUGGGAGGCUUAUCACGGCCAUAGUACAACAUGUGGGGAUUGACAUUCCCAACUAUGAGCCACUACCCAAGCCAACCCCUUUGGAUCUCCAUGCUCUUCAGCACAUCCACUUCCUAAACCGUUGGACUAAAGACCCAACUAGGUUUUGCCGAUCUCUUGCCUCAGCUGGACAUGAAAAAGGAAUAUAUGUCGGCUUUGCAGCAGGAGAGUUCGAGUGCGCUCACGCAGUCGCUCCGCCUCAGCCGGAAGAACGAGGUGAAGUUCUAGAAAUAGAAGGUGGAAAACGAGAAGGAGGCGAUCACCUCGAACUCCAACCCAACAUCGAUCUCCUCGAAUCGCUGAUCUCCGGGGUAGCCAACCAGGAAGAAGGGCUCGCGAGGCUAAAAGAUCUCGAAUGA